Messenger RNA from Oenanthe melanoleuca, 2873 nucleotides. RefSeq names its product vitamin D3 hydroxylase-associated protein-like. The transcript is spliced from 15 exons. Bases 177 to 1994 code for a protein of 605 amino acids. The record is from RefSeq and is a predicted model, not a curated record. Gene Ontology annotation, biological process: fatty acid catabolic process. Gene Ontology annotation, molecular function: amidase activity; fatty acid amide hydrolase activity. NCBI's taxonomy places the organism in Eukaryota, Metazoa, Chordata, Aves, Passeriformes, Muscicapidae.
AGGCUCCACCUACAGAGCUUUGCAGAGGUCAGCUUUGGGCUGAACUCUCUGAACUGUUUGCUGACCCAGGACAGGGGUGCUGUGGGGUGGGAUGGGCCUGGGGGGUCAGGGAAAGUCUCCUGCCCCUGCCUGGCUUUUCUUUCUCACUGCAUCCUCAGAGACCAGAAAUACCCACGAUGAUCCAGCAGCAGCUGGGACAGCUCCUGCCAGAGAGGAAGGUGGACACUUCUGCUGCCCUCGCCCUGCUGGGUGGCUCUGUGGCAGCCCUGGUGGUCUGGAAAUGGCUGGGCAAAAAGAUGGUCCAGAAGAAAAUGGAAGAGGCUCGGAGGACCCGGGAUGAGGGGAUGAAGAAAGUGGCAAAGGCUGUCCAGCAGUUCAGGGAGCAGGUCCCCAGUGUCCAGAGGGAUGCCAUUCUGUCCCUGCCCCUGCUGGAACUCACUGCAAAACUCCAGGAAGGGUCUCUGUCCCCCAGGACUGUCCUCUACACCUACUUAGAGAAGGCCCUGGAAGUGACCCAGCAGACAAACUGCGUGCGACACUUUAUCCCAGAGUGUGAGGAGCAGCUCCAGGAAAUAGAAAGGCACAAGGAGAAGGGGCUGCUCUACGGCGUCCCCGUCAGCAUCAAGGAUCACAUCGGCCACAAGGGCCAACUGGCAACCUGUGGGCUUGUGCAGUUCCUGGGCACUGUGAUGAAGGAGGACAGCGUCCUGGUCAAGGUCCUGAAGAGACAAGGGGCCAUCCCAUUUGCAAUGACCAAUGUGCCACAAUCCCUCUUCAGCUACAGCUGCAGCAACCCCAUCUUCGGGCAGACGCUGAACCCCCUCGGCCCGCAGAGGAGCCCGGGGGGCUCCUCGGGCGGGGAGGGCGCUCUGAUCGCGGGGGGAGGCUCGGUGCUGGGCAUGGGCUCCGACAUGGGCGGCAGCAUCCGCCUGCCCUGCAGCUUCUGCGGGCUCUGCGGCCUCAAGCCCACGGCCGGCAGGCUCAGCCUGUCUGGAGUGAUUGGCCCUGUCAAUGGCAUCCUGGCAGUCCCCUGUGCCCUGGGGCCCAUGGCCAGGGACGUGGACAGCCUGGCCCUGUGCAUGAAGGCGCUGCUCUGCCAGGAGAUGUUCCAGCUGGACCCCACCGUGCCCCCCAUCCCCUUCAAUGAGCAGGUGUACUCCAGCUCCACUCCCCUGCGGGUCGGGUACUACGACACCGAUGGAUACUUCCCGCUGCCCCCCUGCAUGAGGAGGGCAGUGAAGGAAACCAGGCGUGCUCUGCAGGCAGCUGGGCACCAGCUGGUGCUCUUCUCUCCUCCCCGGGUGCCCUAUGUCAUGACAGAACUGUUUAUAAAGACGUGUUUUGCUGAUGGAGGCCGUUCCUGGCUGGAUGUGUUCACAGGAGGUAUUGUAGAUCCAGGCCUGAAAUCCCAGGUGAAUUCCUGCAAGAUCCCAAGGCUGGUGAAGAAGCUGCUGGCUCUGCUUGUUAAACCUCUGUUUCCCCGCCUGGCUGACUACCUGAGUGCCUUGGCUGGAAUGAGGUCAGUGAAGGAGAUGUGGAAUCAUCACCAUCAAAUACAGGAGUACCGUGCCCAGUUCAUCGCCCAGUGGAAGGAGCUCCAGCUGGACGUGGUGCUGUGCCCUGUCCUGGGCCCUGCCUUCACCAAGGGAUACCCUGGGAAACUGCUCACUGCCAUCUCCUCCACGAUGCUGUACAACGUCCUGGACUUCCCUGCUGGGGUUGUUCCUGUCAGCACCGUGACAGAGGCUGAUGAGGAAGAGCUGAAGCUCUACAAAGGAUGCUGUGAUGACCCCUGGGACCGGACACUGAAACAGGCGGUGUCAGGAGCCGGGGGGAUGCCCGUGGCCGUGCAGUGCGUGGCUCUGCCCUGGCAGGAGGAGCUGUGCCUGCGCUUCAUGAAGGAGGUGGAGACCCUCAGCCGUGACCAGAGACUGGCCCCAAGGAGAAGGGACAGUGCUGCACCACUGCCAGCAGCAGUGCAGAGAGCACCCUGAGCAGGGCAGGAGGGAAACCCACCUCCUGCCCCCUCUCCUUGCCAAUCAACACAGAUCCUGUGACAUGUCCUGCAGCACUGGCUUAAGACAGGCUCAGACUGGUAAAUCCAGGAACUGCCCUUCUGGCAAGGAUGGCCAUGCAUGUGUGCUCACCCCUUCACCCCUAUUCCCACCAGUGCUGCCUGCUGCAGAAGCAGGGCGGUGCUGAGAGGAAAGGAUUACAAAAGUUCAAUAGCAUUUUCUUGCUGGCACUGGAGAAACUUUGUGUGGAUAUAACUAUGGGCUGCCUCAUGAGGUUUACAGCCCUGUCCAUUACUUCCCACCACUCAGAAAAAUAAAAAUGUAACUAUUAGGAAACUCUUGCCAUAAAUUCCAGUAAUCCUUCACUGUUUAUGAUGAGUCUAUAAAUGAAGUUAUUACUCAGAAUCAUACAAACACCUGCCCACUGGACAUUAAAUGGCAUCUAGCAUGGGAACAUUCACAUUUAACAUACCUUCCUAGCUGUGAGGGAUGGCAUCAGCAGUGGCCUCUACACAGCACCAAACUCCAGCAUCCCAAGCACAUUUCCAACCCCACAGGAGGGGCACUUAGGAACCUCUGAUUUCAGGACCUCAGGCCGCUCUCUCUGAAGGCAGGAGAUAAGCACAGGCAGAUGCAACUCAUUUAUGCAGAUGGUGAGAUCUGGGACAGAAAGGCUGAGAUCCCCAGAUGGUGUUUGUUAGCCCAAACCUGCUCAUGUAGGAUCAAAGCAGUCAGACAGGAGGAGGAGAGCAGGGCUAUUUAUCCUGCCCCACACAGAUGGAUAAAUCACUCCCUCCUCUCAUAAGCCCUCUCUCUCUUUCCCAGAUUAAACAUCUCAGUCAGAUAAAUAUUCAGGAA